AUGGACUUCAUCACACCGUACAAUAUCAAUCCGGAUGAAGGCAACCUUGGUGCCAAGAUUGAUUUCGUAUUCUUUGGCCUCGGUAUCAUUGCCUCAAUUUUUGUGUUCCUCUGUGUUCUUGAAACGAAGGCUCUGAAGUUUGACGAAGUAAGUAAAUUUACGGCUACAAUUAUGUCCAAUCCUCGAAAAUUCCAGGAGGCUAUUGCAGAGUACCGUUCUCGUGGUCAGAGCGUGAACAAGAAUUUUGCUCCUAAAUUCAUCAGCUGUGAGAACGCACGAGAGAGAAUUAUUUUUGAGUAA
Messenger RNA from Talaromyces amestolkiae, 300 nucleotides. RefSeq lists its product as uncharacterized. Lineage: Eukaryota; Fungi; Ascomycota; Eurotiomycetes; Eurotiales; Trichocomaceae. The transcript is spliced from 2 exons. The coding region runs from base 1 to 300 and encodes 99 amino acids. The record is from RefSeq and is a predicted model, not a curated record.